This is a messenger RNA of Fusarium sp. VM40, 1533 nucleotides long. The record is from the annotation of a GenBank genome assembly. Lineage: Eukaryota; Fungi; Ascomycota; Sordariomycetes; Hypocreales; Nectriaceae.
AUGGCCCACUCCCCCUCAUCCUCGUCCGUCGAAGACGCCGCCGAAAAUACUGCAGAUGAGGAGGAUUCUGAGGAUUACUGCAAAGGUGGUUACCACCCAGUACAAGUCGGAGAGAAGUUCAAGGAUGGAAAAUACACCGUUGUUCGCAAGCUUGGAUGGGGUCAUUUCUCAACCGUCUGGCUGUCCCGCGAUAACACCAACAGCAAGCACGUCGCCCUCAAGGUUGUCCGUUCCGCCGCCCACUACACCGAGACCGCCAUCGACGAGAUCAAGCUCCUCAACAAGAUUGUUCAGGCUAAGCCUGAUCACCCCGGUCGCAAGCAUGUCGUGAGUCUUUUGGACUCGUUUGAGCACAAGGGACCCCACGGCACCCACGUAUGUAUGGUUUUCGAGGUCCUUGGAGAGAACUUGCUUGGUCUCAUCAAGCGCUGGAAUCAUCGCGGCAUUCCUAUGCCCCUUGUCAAACAAAUCACAAAGCAGGUUCUUCUGGGCCUCGACUACCUUCAUCGCGAAUGCGGCAUCAUCCACACCGACCUCAAACCAGAAAAUGUUCUUAUCGAGAUUGGAGACGUCGAGCAGAUUGUCAAGCGCGUUGUCAAGCCCGAGGCUGCUGAGAAGGAGAACAACCGUAACGGACGGCGGCGUCGUAGGACCCUCAUCACCGGCAGUCAACCGCUCCCUUCUCCCCUCAAUACUAGCUUCAACCAGAACAAUCUUUUCCCCUCACCGAACCCCCACUCCAGUCUUGCUGGUGUUUUGAAUGAAGGCAGAUCCUCAAAAGAGGCAUCCCCUAAGCCAUCCGAUGACGCUCAAAAGCAACGAGAAAAGUCUGCCGAUCUUCUCAGCCGUGAAGUCUCGGGCAUUUCUCUUGAUAAAUCCAACUCUCCCUCUGCUUCAACAGGCGAGAAGCGCAAGGCGGAAGAUGCGCACGCUUUUGACGUUAUCAGCGUCAAGAUUGCAGAUCUAGGCAACGCUUGCUGGGUCAACCAUCACUUCACCAACGACAUUCAGACAAGACAAUACAGAUCACCCGAGGUGAUUUUAGGCUCCAAAUGGGGCGCCAGUACUGAUGUGUGGAGUAUGGCGGCUAUGGUGUUUGAGCUCAUCACAGGUGAUUAUUUGUUUGAUCCUCAGUCAGGUACCAAGUAUGGCAAGGACGACGAUCACAUUGCCCAAAUUAUCGAACUUCUUGGGCCAUUCCCCAAAUCUCUAUGCCUCAGUGGCAAGUGGAGUCAGGAAAUCUUCAAUCGUAAAGGGGAGUUGCGAAACAUUCAUCGGCUGCGGCAUUGGGCUCUAACCGAUGUCCUACGGGAGAAGUAUCACUUUAAGGAGGAUGAAGCAAAGCGUAUUGCAGACUUCUUGACUCCAAUGUUAGAGUUGAUACCUGAUAAAAGAGCCAAUGCUGGUGGUAUGGCCGGUCACAACUGGUUGGAGGAUACACCCGGCAUGAAGGGACUGAAGAUUGAGGGCCUGGAAGUUGGUGGCCGUGGUGAAGGCAUCGACGGCUGGGCAACGGAGGUGAGAAAGAGAUAA